CCGAAUAAACUUUGGACAACCUGAGAUCCACUAUAAUAAAAAUACUUUUUAAAGUAUAUAUUUUACAAAAAAUGCCUCAAUACCUUGUCUAACUCACACCCCCACAGAGGGGAAAACAUUUUUAACAUUUAAUUUUCUUGACAAAAUUUGUGCAAAACGAGAUCAUUUGUAAAAACACAACCAGUCGAGAUCCAGAAAUGUAUACAUUGAUGUAAAACGCAAAACAUGAGAUCCGGUAACGUUGCCAGAGUUACGUCUGGCCCGUCUGCGCAAAGAGACCAGUUGCACGUGCAUUUACGUAGUUUUUCAGAGUUUUGGUGUUUUGAGUGGAUAGUCAGUGGUGAUGUAAGCAAAAUUUUUCGACAUCAUGAUAAGUCGUGGAAAAAACUUAGUAUAUUUGGCCAGAAGUGGAAAAUCUAAUGUACCAUUAAACGAAGUGAAACUAGAUGAAUCCGACGAACACUCGGACGAAUAUAAUUAUGAUUAUUUAGAAGACCAAUAUGCAGAAGACCCGUGGUCACAUUUUAAAAAGUGGCAAGCAGCAAAGAAAAUGAAAAUACCAUUGGCUCAAAGAUUGAAUAACUCAUACUGUAAUCAAAAGGACAACCAUAUGGAAAAUGAUAAUCAAAAUUUUGAAGAACGUGUGCUUGAAGAAUUAAGACCACUUGAAACUAGCCCACAACUCUCAACGUUAGACCACAAUCUUCAGGGAAAUGUUCAAACCGGAUCUGAGAAUAGUGUUAAUAGCGUUUUAAAUGAUAUUCAAAAUCAUGAAGACGCUGUUAACCAAUUAACGCCUCUAACUACUACAGAAGCGGUGCAUACAUGUAACGAUCAACUUCUGAAUUCCGCCGAAAAGGAAGAUCAUAAUAGUGAUGACGAAAAUUCGCAUUUGUCGGAGAGUUCCCUAUUUGCAGAUUCAUCAACCGCUUCUAAGGAACGUCAGUCAUCAAAUCCUGUCAAGUGUAUUGAAAGUUCUCUUGACGCGAAAAAUCCACUCCCAACGAGUCCAAAACCAUUACCUACAUCAGACUGUGAUUUAUCGACCUCGCCCUUCAGAGCCCUCGACACUGCGAGUCUCGGCUUCUAA
Zophobas morio is the source of this 1090-nucleotide messenger RNA. RefSeq lists its product as uncharacterized. The coding region runs from base 368 to 1090 and encodes 240 amino acids. The transcript has 7 exons. NCBI's taxonomy places the organism in Eukaryota, Metazoa, Arthropoda, Insecta, Coleoptera, Tenebrionidae. The record is from RefSeq and is a predicted model, not a curated record.